Danio rerio (zebrafish) is the source of this 2430-nucleotide messenger RNA. NCBI's taxonomy places the organism in Eukaryota, Metazoa, Chordata, Actinopteri, Cypriniformes, Danionidae. The record is from RefSeq and is a predicted model, not a curated record.
GCGCAUGCGCAGUAGCGCGCGAGGCUAUUUAAAUGUGGGGUGAAGAUUCCUACAACAAACAGUUCUCAUCAGUGAGAGUUACGCAUCAUCACGUCGUGAUGAGUUGGGCCAUCAGCACUCUGGCUGUCGGGAUUGUCACACUUUUGAUUAUCCAGAUGAAGUUUUACCCUUACUUUUGGGAUGAUUUAAUGUAUUACGUUAAAGUUCGGCGAGUGGGGUGGCGGAUGAUGGCGAGGAUGAAGCGCGGGGUUGUCACAUAUCUCCAGUGCUUUGAGCUGCAAGCCACAAACAUCCCGGAUAAGCCUUUCAUUGUUUUUGAAGACCAGACUCUCACGUAUAGAGACGUGGAUGUGCGGAGUAACAAAUUAGCAAACGUCUUGAAAUCUCACCGUGGUCUGAAACACGGUGACAUUGUGGCGCUUCUAAUGAAUAAUGAGGCGGAUUUCAUCUGCGUUUGGCUCGGACUCUGUAAACUGGGCUGCGAGGUCGCGUUUCUCAACUUCAACAUCAAAUCUCAGUCUUUGCAGCACUGUUUGGACCGCUGUGGAGCUAAAACGCUAGUUAUUGGUUCAGACUUGGUAAAAUCUCUGGAUGAGGUCCUGCUGAUGCUGACAGAUGGUGGAAUUGAAAUUUGGGUGGCAUCGGAGAGCUCCUCACACCAGAAUGUCAAGACUCUGUUGGACAAGCUGGACUCUGCUUCUCCUGAGAAGCCUGUGGUUGAUGCCCCUCAGCCAAACCUCAUGUCCAACUUCCUGUUUAUUUUUACAUCUGGCACUACAGGACUACCUAAAGCUGCUCGAAUCAGUCAUAUCAAAGCUGUGAUGUGUAUGGCCUUCCUCCGUUUGUGUGGUGCUUGUGCUGAUGACAAAAUCUAUCUGACGUUACCACUCUACCACAUGUCUGCGUCUCUGCUUGGCAUUGGUGGCUGCAUUGAGCUCGGGGCAACGUGCGUUUUGAAGAGGAAGUUCUCUGCCAGUCAGUUUUGGAAGGACUGUCUGAAGUAUGAUAUUACUGUGUUUCAGUAUAUUGGAGAACUCUGUCGAUAUUUGGUCAAUCAACCCAAGACUCUAGAGGAAGUAGCUCAUAAUGUUCGCCUCGCAGCAGGAAGUGGACUUAGGGCUGAUGUUUGGAAGGAGUUUAUCAGAAGAUUUGGAAAAAUCCAAAUCCGUGAAGCUUAUGGGUUGACUGAAGCCAGUAUUGGCUUUGUAAACUACACAGAUGAAAUUGGACCGAUUGGGCGAGCCAGUUAUUUUAAUAAGCUUAAUCUGCCUUUUGAAUUUUUAAAAUGUGAUCCACAAACGUUUGAACCCCUAAGGACCGACACUGGACACUGCAUUAAAGUGAGUAAAGGGGAAGCAGGGUUACUGGUGGCUCCAGUGGUUUUCACCAACCCUUUUCUGGGUUAUGCGGGUGAUAAAGCCAUGUCAGAAAAAAAACUGCUGAGGGACGUCUUUAAGACAGGAGAUGUGUAUUUCAACACAGGAGACCUGAUGCUUCAGGACCACAGAGAUUUCGUCUACUUCAAGGACAGAAUUGGAGACACAUUCAGAUGGAAGGGGGAAAACGUCUCUACCACAGAAGUUUCUGAAGUGUUGGGCAGUCUGGACUUCCUGCUGGAUGUCAAUGUGUAUGGAGUCACUGUGCCAGGUUAUGAGGGUCGAGCUGGAAUGGCCGCUGUUGUGUUGAAGGAUGGUCAUGAAUUAGACGGAAAGAGAGUCUACAGUCAUCUGCUCCACACUCUUCCUCCAUACGCAUGGCCAUGGUUUCUGAGACUUCAGACUUCCUUAGACAUGACGGAUACAUUCAAGCAACAGAAGGGACUGCUAGUAAAGCAAGGCUUCAGUCCAGAUACUGUCCAAAAGCCAGUCUACCUGCUUGACACUUCGCAGAAGACCUACACCCCCCUCACAGCCCAACUAUAUGAUGACGUUGUAUCUGGCAAGAUAAGGCUUUAGGUGCAUUAUAGUCAAUGCAGUGAGAAUCUGGAGAAUCCUACAGUUACUGGAAGUUAUCCCUGUAUGUGGCAUUUUAGCUGCUGUUUUUUUUUUCUUCUUCUUCUUUUUAUUUAUUUAUUUUUUUUUAUUUUUUUUAUUUUAUUUUUUUUUUAAAGAUUUUUAGUUACAUAGUUGUGGAGGUGUUGAUUAGAUGUUUAGCCCAAACUGGAAUGUCCAUUUCUUUGACAUCACAACAGAUAAUCCAUUAAUAUUAUUUCAUAGACAUUUAAUAUUUUAUAAUAUUAUUACUACUAUUAGCAUGUUCCGAUCACUGUGCUCAAUUUGUAACUUCUUACUUGUCUUAUUAUUAACCGUAAUUAAGCACAGAAAGAGUUUUAUAUUUAUUUAUAAGAAUAUAACAGCGGCCUAACAAAUGUUUCCUGCUUGGUGAUCAUGUAAAUUCAUGAAUGGAAACUAAAACCUAUGAUUCCUUAAA